Messenger RNA from Physcomitrium patens, 2376 nucleotides. Its product is annotated as putative protein phosphatase 2C 5. The record is from RefSeq and is a predicted model, not a curated record. Lineage: Eukaryota; Viridiplantae; Streptophyta; Bryopsida; Funariales; Funariaceae. Gene Ontology annotation, molecular function: protein serine/threonine phosphatase activity. Gene Ontology annotation, biological process: protein dephosphorylation.
CACCCAAAAGCGAUCUAAAGGAUGUGGCUGACCCUAUGCAUCGCUAACCAAGUCACGUUUCUAACGGGCUUGUCAGAAUCGAUCAGUUCAUAAACAGACCAGCGUCUCAGAAAUCCGCUUCCAGGCACCGACGCGCGUAGUUCACGUAAUCUUACUUCACAGUUGCACGUUUCGUCUGCACUUUGGGAUUGAGAGAUUUGGGAAGCAGGCUUGUCGCCGGCCAGCAGGUUUGCCAGGCGCAGUGAGUCGUCAUCGAUAGCUGGAGCGUGGAUUUGGAGUAAGCUGGACGCAGCUAACGUGAGGGUUACUUUGAUUGAUGCAUGCGCAAGGUCAAGGGCGUGGGUACGUGUGAGGGAUUUGAUUCUUGACUGCAAUGGCGUGGACGCGGUGAUUGUGGUUCGUAGGCGAGAGCGGGAUUCGACCGCUUGUGAGGCCAAGAGGGGGGUGGGUUGAGGGUAAGGAAGAGCUUCCUGUCGUAGCAAAUGAGGAAGACGUUGAAGCACUGCUGUUGUUUCACAUCAUUGAUGCAGCUCAGCGUUCGCGCGUUUGUCGGCGCCUCACCAGGAUGUGUUCGAAUUCUAUCAGGGAAUUGUGUCAGCACAGAGGGCUUUGCCGAGAGACAGAAUUGUGCGCUCUUAGAUAGCAGUUGAUCAUUCAAGUUAUGUCGAUUUUUGAACCACUUCAAAACACCAUGGGCUAUAUCCAGAGUCGCCUUAUUGCAGGUAGACGUGCCCAGCACUUGGUCGCCUUGUCUUCGCUGUUCAACACAGGCAUCCAACCCGCAAUCAAAGACAUCAAACCGUCCGUCUCUUAUGGCCAAGCUCUUCAAGCGAAAAAAGAAGAAGACUUCGUCAUCGUCAAGACGAAUUGCCAAAGGAUCCCCGGGGACGGGUCCUCAACCUACGAUGCCUUUGCGAUUUUGGACGGCCACAAUGGAUCCGCUGCUGCGAUAUUUACGAAGGAUAACCUGCUGAACAAUGUCGUCAGUGCAGUCCCAUCCGGCCUGAAUGGGGAAGAAUGGUUGGCGGCUCUGCCUCGCGCAAUGGUUGCAGGGUUUGUGAAGACCGAUAAGGACUGGCGAUCUAAAGGUACCCCAUAUGGUACCCUAAGAGGGAUCUUUUCAGGGACAACAGCAACCCUAGUGAUUGUGGACGGAUUUACUGUAACUUGCGCCUGUGUUGGUGACUCCCGAUGCGUGCUCGAUGCACAAGGAGUUGCGACAGCCCUAACGAUCGAUCACAGAUUCGACACCAAUGAGGAAGAGCGGGAGCGCGUUGUUGCAAGUGGAGGCCAGGUGGCCAGGCUCCACCCUUAUGAUUGCGAGAUUGGGCCAUUGAGAUCUUGGCCGGGCGGUCUGUGCCUGUCGAGAACAAUUGGAGACCUCGAUGCGGGCGAAUACAUCGUCCCUGUGCCCCAUGUGAAGCAAAUCAAGCUUUCACCUGGAGGAGGCAGGCUUAUCAUCGCCUCGGACGGAGUCUGGGACGCCCUGACCUCAGAGAAGGCUGCCAAGGUCUGUCGUGGUGAGAAGCAACCGGAGGUUGCUGCGAAGAAUAUCGUCAAGGAGGCAGUCAAGGUGCAGGGUUUACGUGAUGAUACAACCUGUCUGGUGGUAGACAUAGUUCCUCCAGGCCGAGCUUCUCGCUCCUUCGCUCCAGCAGUCCGAAAGCAAAUGAUGGUGAUGAAGUUCUUGCGGCGCACACGGAACAAGAAGUGUAGCACUGUUGCUGCCCCCAUGGAAGAGCUCUUCGAGGAGGGUUCUGCAAAACUGUCUGAAAGAUUGGGACCAGUGACUUGAGAGCAAAACACAGAAGCAUGAAACCUCCUCUUCCUUCGCAAUUAUCAUUGCAACACCAAUGCAGGCCGCUGCAGGCAUAUCUGUUCUUGCUCGCUGGGUAGCCUACGAACUUGAGCUCUAGGAUAUCUUCUGAUUUGUGUGCAAGUGGAAUCAUCCUGAAGUCGUUCGAGGGAAGGAAAGGCCGCUACCAUAUCUAGCUCAAGGACUGAACUCAUCUCUUCUCCAACUGACAGCAUCGGACUCUCUUGUAUUAUGUGAGUGCACUGUAGAUGACAUGCAGCUGAGCAGAUCAUUUGUCGUAAACAAUUGUCGGUGAGGUUCAGAAAGCAAAGAAUGCAUCCAUAAAAGGUCUAGGACUUCAGACUCGAGCAGUGUAAAUAGACAGAUAGAUACAGACAGAUUCCGAACAAUUCAUUCAGGCACUUGGGUCACUGCCCGUGUGACUUCGCAGCCUGAGGGUUUCCUGAACCCUUGCAGGAAAAAUAACGUUGUAAUAUUACACUUCAUUGGCAUUCAGCUGACUUCGCAAUCAGAGAGGUGCCCAGAAAAAGUCCACCUUUCUGUUGUUGGUUGUGUUUUGA